ACCAGCCGCCAGCUUUGUGAGGGUCAGGUUAUUUGAAGAUCUGAAGAAGGAAAUUUCAAAAUCGACAGAUGAAGGCCUCAUGCCCGAAGCAUUGACUUCUGAUCCUCGGAUGCUGCCUGACCUACAGUGCUUUUCCAGCGUCACACUUUUGAACUCUUGUCUCCAGCAUCUGCAAUCCUCACUUUCACAUCAAUGUCUGACAGUGACACUGGGACAUCGGGACUGCAACGAAUUUUGUGAUUCUGUGAGAAGGAGCAAAGCGUUUGCUUCCUGUUCGAAUACAUUUUCAGAAUCCGUGGGACUGGAUGAGAGACCCUACGUUGCAGCGCAGUGAGUGUGGAGCCUGAAACAGUUAUACGGCCUAGAAAGAGGAAUUCACGGCAGGGUGGGGCUGUACCCACGUUUUGUGCAGCUGAAGCUUCGGCCAUGGAGAAACCCGAGGAGUCCCGCACUGUGAAGAAACCGUGGAACUGUGGCGACUGUGGGAAAGGCUUCUGUGCCCCGUCUGCUCUGGAGACUCAUCGGCGCAGUCACACCGGUGAGAGGCCCUUCAGCUGCCCCGAGUGCAGGAAGGGUUUACCCAGGCAUCCACCGUGCUGACCCACCAGCGGGUCCACAUGGGGGAGAGGCCUUUCAGCUACCAUGAGUGUGGGAAGGCCUUCAGCAAUUCCUUUGCCCUGCUGAGGCACCAGCGAAUCCACAAGGGGGAGAGGCCACUCUCCUGCUCCGAGUGCAGGAAGGCCUUCAGUGAUUCCUCCCACCGGCGGGUCCACACAGGGGAGAGGCCCUUCAUCUGCUCCGAGUGCAGGAAAGCCUUUACCCAGGCCUCUGCCCUGCUGAUCCACCAGCGGCUCCACACAUGGAAGCGGCCCUUCAGCUGCCCAGAGUGCGGUAAAGGCUUCAGCGAUUCCUCCACCCUUCAGACCCACCAGCGGGUCCACACGGGGGAGAGGCCCUUCAGCUGCUGUGAAUGCGGGAAGUGCUUUACCCAGGCCUCUGCCCGGCUAAGACACCAGCGGUCCCACACCGGGGAGAGGCCCUUCAGGUGCCCCGAGUGCGGGAAGGGCUUUGCUCGGGCCUCCAACCUCCAGACCCACCAGCGGAUCCACACGGGGGAGAGGCCAUUCCCCUGCACAGACUGCGGGAAGGCCUUCAGCAAUUCCUCCGACCUGGUGAGGCACCGGCGGGUCCACACCAGGGAGAGGCCCUUCAGCUGCCCUGAGUGUGGGAAGGCCUUCAGCAAUUGCUCUGACCUGGUGAGGCACCGGCGGGUCCACACGGGGGAGCAGCCCUUCAGGUGCUCCACAUGCAGGAAGGGCUUUACCCAGGCCUCCACCCUGUUGGCCCACCGGCAGCUCCACACUGGGGAGAGGCUGUUCAUCUGCACCGAAUGUGGGAAGGGCUUCAGCAAUUCCUUCGCCCUGCUGACCCACCAGCGGGUCCACACGGGAGAGAGGCCGUUCCCCUGCACAGAGUGCAGGAAGGCCUUCAACAGUUCCUCCGACAGGCUGAAGCACCAGCGGUUCCACACGGGGGAGAGGCCCUUCAGCUGCCCAGAGUGCAGGAAAGGCUUUACCCAGGCCUCUGACCUGCUGAGGCACCAGCGGGUCCACACGGGGGAGAGGCCGUUCACCUGCUAUCAGUGCGGGAAGAGCUUUAGCCGCUCCUCCCACCUGCGGAGGCACCAGAGAGUUCACAUGCCAUCGCAGGGGCAACUGAAAGGAAAUGGGGUGAAUCGGGGGUUGGGGGAACAGACUCUGCAAACCCAGAAACAGCUCUACGGCCUGGAAAGAGGAAUUCACGGUGAGGAGGGGCUCUACACGCAUUUGUGUACAGCUGGAGCUUCGGCCAUGGAGAAACCUGAGGAAUCCCACCCCGAGGAGGAAUCGUGGAAGUGUGGUGACUGCGGGAAAGGCUUCCGUGCUCCAUCUGCCCUGGAGAUUCAUCGGCGCAGUCACACCGGAGAGAGGCCAUUCAUCUGCCCCAAGUGUGGGAAGGCCUUCAGCAAUUCCUCUGCCCUUAUGAGGCACCGGUGGGUCCACACAGGGGAGAGGCCCUUCAGCUGCCCCGAUUGUGGGAAGGACUUCAGUUAUUCUUCUGACCUGCAGACCCACCGACGGGUCCACACGGGGGAGAGGCCGUUCUCCUGCACUGUGUGUGGGAAGGCCUUCAGCACCUCCUCCACCCUCCUGACCCACUGGCGGGUCCACACUGGGGAGAGGCCAUUCACUUGUUCCGAGUGCAGGAAGGGAUUCACUCAGGAGGGCAAGUUGCGGAUGCACCAGCGGGUCCACACUGGGGAGAAGCCUUUCAGCUGCCCCGAGUGUGGGAAGGCCUUCAACGAUUCCUCUUCCCUUCAGACCCACAAGUGGGUCCACACGCAGGAGAGGCCGUUCCCCUGCACAGAGUGCGGCAAGCUCUUCAGCAAUUCCUCCACCCUGCUGAAGCACCAGCGGGUCCACACAGGGGAGAGGCCCUUCAGCUGCCCCGAGUGUGGGAAGGGCUUUACCCAGAUGUCCGUCCUGCUGAUCCACCAGCGGAUCCACAUCGGUGAGAAGCCUUUCUGCUGCCCUGAGUGUGGGAAGGGAUUCACUCAGAAGGGCAACUUGCGCACGCACCAGCGGGUCCACACCGGGGAGAAGCCCUUCAGCUGUCCCGAGUGCGGAAAUGCCUUCAGCGAUUCCUCCACCCUACUGAAGCACCAACGGGUCCACACGGGGAAGAAGCCAUUCCCCUGCCCCGAGUGUGGGAAGGCCUUUAGCAAUUCCUCCGACCUGCUGAAGCACCAGCGUGUCCACACGGGGGAGAAGCCCUUCAGCUGUCACGAAUGUGGGAAGGCCUUCAGCGAUUCCUCCGCCCUGGUGAAGCACCAGCGGGUCCACACGGGGGAGAGGCCCUUCAGCUGCCCCGAGUGUGGGAAGGGCUUUACCCGGGCAGCCACCCUGCGGAGGCACCAAGGAGUUCAUGUGCCAUCACAGGGGUGCUUCAAACCAUUUCCUCAGCUUGGGGGAAUCAAAAUCACACCCCUCACGGUGGGGACAGACUGUGUACCAGUUCUGUUUGUAAUUUCAAACCCAGGUGACACAAGGAAUACUCUCCCCAUGGGGAAACCGUGGAAAUGUGGGGACUGUGGGAAAGGAUUCCCUUCCCCCUCAGUGCUGGAAAUUCACAGACGUGUUCACAGCGGGGAGAAGCCGUUCAUCUGCUCAGUGUGUGGGAAGGGAUUCACAAAUUCUUCCAACCUGCGGGCGCACCAGUGGGUCCACACGGGAGAGAAGCCCUUCACCUGCUUGGUGUGCAGGAAGGGGUUCACGCAUUCAUCUGCACUGCUGACCCACCAGCGGGUCCACACUGGGGAGAGGCCGUUCGGUUGCUCAGAGUGCGGGAAGGCUUUCCGUCGUGUGAGCAACUUGAGGAAGCACGAGCGGGUCCACAUGGGGGAAAGGCCAUUCACCUGCCCCGAGUGUGGGAAGGGAUUCAUUGAUUCUUCCAGCUUGCUGAACCACCAGCGGAUCCACACAGGGGAAAGGCCAUUCACCUGCUCUGUGUGCGGGAAAGGAUUCAAUCAUAUGAGCAAUUUGCGGCAGCAUAAGCGGGUCCACACUGGGGAGAGGCCAUUCACCUGCCCCGAGUGUGGGAAGGGAUUUACCAACUCUUCCCACCUGCUGACCCACCAGCGGAUCCACACUGGGGAGAGGCCAUUCACCUGCUCCAAGUGCAGGAAGGGCUUCACCUGCUCCUCUGACCUCCAGAGACAUCAACGAGUUCACGUGCCAUCACAGGGAAAUUGAAGGAGUGACAGAUAAGUACCAUUUUUGACUAGACUAUCAACCCCGUUCUGGGGUCUCCCAGGUUUGAAUCCCACCGUGGUAGAUGGCGCAAUUGAAAUCUGGAGUUCAGAAUCAAAUGAUGAAACCAUUUUCAGGGGAAGAAAAACCCCACCUUAUUCACUCAUGUCCUUUUUUAGAGAAUGAAGCUAUCUUUGCAGGAAAGGAAUCACUCAGUUAUUCCAGCUGCAUCCUUUACCUGGUCUGGCCUACCCCUGACUCCAGACCCACAGCAGUGUGGUUGACUCUUGAUUGCAUCCCCCUCCUGUAUAUGAGCUGGAGAAACUAACUUGUAUACAGGGUGUAGGCUGAAACUGCUGAGUGAGGCAAUACUUCCUCCAGAUGAAGGCUGUACCAAGGAUCCAGUUCCAAAGGGAUAAUUUGGUGCUGACCAAUAGUAAAGAAAGUGGGGGAUGGGGAGUGUGUGCACUUUGACCUUGAGCUUUUUAUUUAAAAAACGCUACU
Hemiscyllium ocellatum (epaulette shark) is the source of this 4292-nucleotide messenger RNA. Its product is annotated as zinc finger protein 585A-like. Gene Ontology annotation, cellular component: nucleus. The record is from RefSeq and is a predicted model, not a curated record. The coding region runs from base 618 to 3791 and encodes 1057 amino acids. The transcript is spliced from 6 exons. Gene Ontology annotation, biological process: regulation of transcription by RNA polymerase II. Gene Ontology annotation, molecular function: RNA polymerase II cis-regulatory region sequence-specific DNA binding; DNA-binding transcription activator activity, RNA polymerase II-specific. Lineage: Eukaryota; Metazoa; Chordata; Chondrichthyes; Orectolobiformes; Hemiscylliidae.